This is a messenger RNA of Parastagonospora nodorum SN15, 1758 nucleotides long. RefSeq lists its product as hypothetical. Bases 1 to 1758 code for a protein of 585 amino acids. The record is from RefSeq and is a predicted model, not a curated record. The transcript has a single exon. Lineage: Eukaryota; Fungi; Ascomycota; Dothideomycetes; Pleosporales; Phaeosphaeriaceae.
AUGUCAACCUCGUCGAUGAACGAGAUACUGAAGUUCAUGCGCGAGGAGUACGAUGCGCAAGAACUUUUGGACACGCUACCUGGACAUGACCGUCUCAGGUGGAUUCCUUGGUCGGUCAACACAACUGUCGAUCUUCCAGAAGCACUCAUUAUUGGCACCGUUGAACGCAGGGAUGUCCUUGCGUAUGUCACGCAGAAGGGCGAGAAACCGCGCGAAGUGCGCUACUGCUCUAUUCCAGCAGGCCGACCUAGCACCUCAGCAUCCCUCCAGACGCUUACGCAGGAUGAAGUGGUGACUAUGAAACUCGAUGCACCAUUUAAGUACAACGCGGAUUCGGCCAAAGGAAUGAAGCGGAAGUUCAGCGUCAUCAUCAAGUGGUACUUCAUGGCAAGAGGCCUUUUGGAGAACGCAGUCAGCGGCGAUUUGGCGGACUGGUGUAAAAUCUUCGCCAAUGCGUUGCGGAAUGUUGAGCCUGACCCAAGAGCCAUAAAAGGGAAGAAGAAUGCUGCGGGAAAGCCGGUUGCGCCACGAAGAUCAGCAGCAUUGGGGUCCGAGCCUUCAACACCAGCCAUGAAACCUCACGAGUCAGGUCUCGCUAAUCCACGAAGGCCAGCAUCUGGAGUCGCCAUAGUCGAGGAAAGUCCAGACGCCGAAGAGCCAAACAGUCCUUAUGGUUUGCGCUCGGCUCGGCGCGGUGAGAAGGGCAAUACCACGGAAGGCGCCGCAGAUUCUCCACAUGAACAAAUACCACAUACUCUCGGAGCCGAAAAUCCCGCCUUUGAGACUGUGCGCCGUUGUUUAGAGGAUCAGAACAUCGACUACUUGCUCAGGAAUCUGCCUGCAGUCUCUGAACAUCAGUUCUUUGAUGCUAGAGGUUCGGUGCCAAAGAAGCUAUACAUUGGCCGAACUGCGGAUCGCAGAGACAACAUAUAUGCUCACCUGCGCGUGGAUAGCGGCCUUCACUUUGUUGAAUUCUGGUCACGCGAGUCGAAGAGCCAUAAAGAUGUGAAACGGAUGUGGCAAGAAAUUGCAAAGCAAUCUCUUAUCCAUCCAUUCAAUAAAACAUAUGAGAAGAACAGCAAGACCACAACCAUAGACGCUAAAAUACGGCUGGACACCAUUAUCAAGUGGUACUUCCUCGCAGAAGGUGCGGGCAAAGACUUUGUCCUAAAAGAAAGUCCCACUUUCGCUGUAUACCUCAAACAGGCUCUCGCAUACAUUGCCCAGCGUAUGGGUCCUGCUGCCGUGCCAGGACCUUCUGAGGAUUCCCUCACAUCUUCAAACCAAGCGACAAACAAAUUCCCAAAGCAAACACCGCCCGCUCGCCCGCUAGAUGAAAGCCAAAUCCAGACUUCCCUCGCCUCAGCUGUGCCCUCCUCAGCAACCCAAGCCUCUCCUCGCGGGACUAAACGCACUUUUGAAGACGCCACCUUCGAAGCCCUCAGCGACCUCAGCAGUAAGGAGCGCAAGCUUACUACCGACAUCAACAUUGUGGACGAAGAGCUCGAGACGCACGAAAUGAAGAAGAAUAAUUUCGCUGAGCAGCAGGAACGUGACAAGCAGCAAUGGCUUGCUAAGUGGGAACUUGAGAAGCAGCGAUGGCUUGCCGAGUGGGAGCUCAAAAGCCAGAAUUGGGUGGACGAGUGGGAGAUGGAGCAUGAUAGUAUACUUGGAAGGAGGGAGACUAUUGCCGAGGAGAGGCACGGAGUAAGGCAUAAGUUCAGACGGUUGACCUUGGAAGUAGGCCAGGAAGAGUGA